CGGCGCUGCUGGCACCCUGUUCAAGACUGCUGGACUUCUACAACCUUCUAAUGCUCAAUGAUGGCAGCCAAAAACAAACCAGUAAUGCAGAACAGAAGCCCCAAGCAAAGCAGUGUGUUACAGAGAGUUCUGCAGGUUCCGGUGGUAAAUUCAGCCCUCGCCAGUCUCCAGAAGACCUAUGCCAGUGCCAAAGAGAUUCACCCCUUCAUGGCAUCAGUAUGUGCCACCUAUGAGCGAGCUCUCCAGAAUGCCAGUUCCUUGGCUCUGUGGAGUGUGAAACCUGUGGUACACAAGCUGGAGCCUCAACUUGCAGCAGCCAAUGUUUUGGCUUGUCAAGGUUUGGAUCAUCUGGAGAAGAAGAUACCUAUCCUUCAGAAACCAGUGGAGGAAGCUACAUCUGAUUUGAAGGACACCAUUCUAGCUCAGCUUCACUAUGCUAUAUACUCUGUCGUGAACAUCCUGGACAAAGUUUUAGGACUGUCUGGUGAAAAUAAUGAGCAGUCCAAGAACAGCCUGAAGAUCAAGACAAAGAAUGCGAAGAGCAGUCAGGUGAACCAAGUGGCUAAAAUCUCUGCAGUUGGAAAGCUGGAGAAGGUGGUGGAUUGGAAAAUAGAGCCCAAUUCAGUCCACAAGCCUGCAGCCGGAUGUGUAUCAGAAAAGAUGCCUCCUUCCAGCACCUUUGCAAGUAUCAAAUCUUUAGCUGCUGCUGUUUCCCAGAUUGCUUUCAGACAGACAUCCCAAGCCAUGCAAGUUACCAAGGACAUAGGAGUGAAGCUGGCUAUGUGGAUCUCCUAUUUGUUCACCUUCCCAAGGGUUUUGAUGAAAGAAGAGGAAACAAUGGUGAUGAGUCCUCCAGAGUCUUGCCAAGAACAAGAUGAUGUCCAGUUUGUUACUCCUGAGAGCAAGAAGCUGCAAGAAAGACGGUCUAGUCGGGGACAUUAUCCUCUUCCCUUCCUCAAUCUCGAUGAGCCCCUCACCCCUCAUCAAAGCCCAUCUUUCGAAGCUGAGUCUCCUAUGGGCCGGAGAUCUUACAAAGAGGGGUCCAGCAGCAGAAGAUGGAGCGAAGGGCUGUUCCGGUCCAGCCUGGAAACCACCUACUUGAGGGCGCACUUCGCAAGACUCUAUAGCUCUGCUGUCAAGAAAGACUAAGCUAGUGAGUGGGUUUGCUCAUUACGCUAAACUAGGAUUUGUUAAGUAUGAAUUGCUAUCCCAAGCGUGCUUUUCCAAAAAGUAGAUGGAUUUUCUUGGGGUUUUUUUUCUUUGAAAACAUUUUGCUUCGCAUCCAAGAAGCUUCUUCGCUUCCUGGAUGAGAAGCAAAACAUUUUCAAAGGAAAAAAAAAUCCAAGGAAGUCCAGUUGCCUUUUGGUAAAGCAUAUUUGGGACAACCAUGACCUGGAGGAUUGAGAAUCUCCGUAGACAUUUUUGAUUUGCUAUCUAUGUCACCGUUAGAUGACCUCACACAGCAGCCUAAACACACAGCUCAGCAAUUCCAAAGGCUGAAAUCUUAUAUCUCACUUAGCUAUGGCAAAGAUUGCAAAAUCACAAUGGAUACACUAAGCCAGGAAUCACGGCUUGACAAAACCCCAGGACUGGAUUCACUGCAAUUCACAAAACCACAUUCUGGCUUUGGGCUAUGUGAGAAUGGAGCAACUGACAACCCAACUCUUCUGCUUAAUGUACUGCUUAUGUUAACUUAGUUGAAAUUGCCCCAGCAAUUACAUCCGCUGUUGUAAUGCCAGCUUUAUUAGAACAGCUUUAAAAAAAUUCUCCAAUAAAAUAACCAACUUUUA
This is a messenger RNA of Pantherophis guttatus, 1790 nucleotides long. It is a transcript of the gene PLIN1, whose product is annotated as perilipin 1. Gene Ontology annotation, biological process: lipid metabolic process. The record is from RefSeq and is a predicted model, not a curated record. Lineage: Eukaryota; Metazoa; Chordata; Lepidosauria; Squamata; Colubridae. Gene Ontology annotation, cellular component: lipid droplet.